Molecule: messenger RNA, 2170 nt
Organism: Homarus americanus (American lobster)
Lineage: Eukaryota; Metazoa; Arthropoda; Malacostraca; Decapoda; Nephropidae
Product: A-kinase anchor protein 7-like
Exons: 7
Coding region: 311-1897 (528 amino acids)
Cellular component (GO): cytosol
Molecular function (GO): protein kinase A regulatory subunit binding
Source: RefSeq, a predicted model, not a curated record
UUCAUCAUUUGAUAUGAAGCUAAAGCUACAGUAGGUAGAGACAUCAAAACGCGGACAGGCAAGAGGUGCCAAAUGUUUGUUGCAGUUCGUCCAAAAAUAAUUCGUUCAUUGGCGUUUCUUCAAGGCAGUUCUUCAGCUACCAGUAGAUUGGCAUUUUGGAUUAAAGUGCAGUCAAACUAUUAACUCAUUACGGAGUAUUGCAUCAUAUACCUUGAAAUACCCAAGGCACCCUGAACAAUUCCAAAUUGUACGUGAGAUUUCUGGCUUGCAAAACAAUCAAUUUUCAUUUUUGCCACUUCUUACAAGGGCAAUGGAGAGUGAAUGUGACAGUGAGACUCUGGACGUUGAAGAGAAAAUGAAAACCAUUUCAACUUGUAAGCCAAAAAGACAGAGAGAAAGGGAUUCAACUACAGGUUCUACCACGAGUCCUCCACCCAAAAAGUCUCAACAAAGUCUCAACAGCUCUUUUCAACCAUCUGAAGAAUAUUUACAUUCUACUACAGUUCCCUGUAAGGCAAGAGGUUUAUCUGAAUAUAGUGAAGGAAAGAGUGAACUUAAUGAUAGAUUAGUAGAGGGUAAUACACAUGAAUGUAACCAACUCAACUCAGAACCAGCAGUGGCUUGUUCAAACAUAACCAGCACAGGUACAAGCUCCUAUAACACUACACCUGAACAUCCUAGUGUUAAGGUUGCUGACACACGUUACCACAAGAUGCUAACAAGCCUCCCUGGGAUGAGUGGUUCAAACUUGUCACUGAGCAAGAGUGUGUCAGGAGAUAGUCUGGACCAAGAGUUUUCCUGGGGAGAAAGUGAAAAUAUUUCAUCAGGUGUCUUUGAGACCGAGUGUGAGUCAUUAACUAGUAGUCAGGUCCUUCCUGAUGGUGAAGCUAAAGAAAGCAAGACUCUUAUUGAUGCCGUUAAAAUUCUUGAUGGGACUGAAGAAAUUGUGUCCAGUACUAAAAAGGAUAAAAGGAAACGAACAAAAGAGCGAAAAAGGAAGAACUGGAAGAAGCAAGGAAAAAAAGCUGUGGACAGUGUUGAUGGAGAGGAGACUAAGAGCAAGAACGUGCGAGCUAACUACUUCUUGGCGAUACAGGUCACUAAUGCUGAUAUUCAUAAGGCAAUUGUCAAAGUUCAGGAAGACAUGAUGGCAUCUUAUGAGUUCCUGGCCAGAAGUUUUGUUGAUGUGGCCACCUCUCACCUCACACUUCUUGUUGCCCACAUAGACACAGAGGAGUCACUCACAGUUGCCCAGUCAGCAGUGGAGGAGUGCUGUAGCAGGGUGAUGGAGGAAGUUCGUGCCAAGCCAAUAUUGCUGACUUUCUCAGGAGUGAGCAAUUUUUCAAACCAGGUUGUUUUUGCACAGCUGGUAGAGGAUGAGGAGUACCACCGGCUGUUGAAGUUUGCAGAGUCUGUGCGGAAUGUGUUUUCAGAGAAGGGUGUGUGUAUGCCAGAUACAAAAGCUCUGAAUCCUCACCUCACAAUAUCAAAGUUAUCUAAAGCAUCACGUGUCAAAGGCAAGCCUACUACACGACGGAUAGACCCUUCAUGCUACAAGCAGCAUCUCGACCUUCAUUUUGGUUGUCAAACAGUGUGUGGCCUCCAGCUGUUGUCUAUGGAAAAAUCGAAGGAUGAGAAUCGUUAUUACUAUAAUGCCAAGGAAACAUCAUUUGGUAUUGAGUCUAAGGAAAAUACAGAUCAUUCACAGUGCUGCUUCCCUAGAAGACCACUUUUAAAGUCAAAACAACCCAAACACCAGCGGUCGUAUUCUACUGGAUCAGCAUCACCUCCAGAGGCCCCACAAAGUUGGCUGCUACCUACAGUUGGAGUAAUGACAGCGCUGGCUGCUGCUAUAGUGCUGAGUUUUAUUGCGAUCAAAGUUCGUGGUAAACCUUGAAGGGUUGUACGUUGCCUUUAUAAUUGUAAUUUACAGAAUUGUAAUUUGUCAGCUACGUAAAGGUUACCAGGCAACUGUUUGAAAUAUUACACCUAUAGGUUUGAAUUUAUUUUCAAAACUGUUUUGAUUGUGAUUACAAAUCUACCUGUUUUUUUAUAAUUAAAACAGUUGAUAAAAAUUUUUUCUUAACUUUGCUCUCCUGAAAUUUGUAAAACUUAGAUAUCCAAGCCCUAAAUAGCAAUGUACCGGUAGAUAUUAAAGCAGUCGUUGUUU